Messenger RNA from Caenorhabditis sp. 36 PRJEB53466, 922 nucleotides. The record is from the annotation of a GenBank genome assembly. Lineage: Eukaryota; Metazoa; Nematoda; Chromadorea; Rhabditida; Rhabditidae.
AUGGCGCCGCCGAGAAGAAAAGCCGCAAUCGCGAAGGUUCCAGUCUCGAAAGAAGCAAAACUGACAGAGGAUAACAAGAAGUUGAAAGAGGAGAUAAAGAAGCAGAAGGCGAACAUUGUCUCGCUGCGACAGAAGGCGUUGCAAGCGGGCGCCGAGCGUGAACGUCAGAUCCAGGCGCUCAAGCGGGAACACGCGCGCGAAAGGAACCGCUUCCACACGGAUCUGGUCGAGAUGCAGCGGGUGAUGGACACGCACACGCAGGAAUGGCGCUCGAAACAGGAGAUGGAGCUGCGGUGGAACGCCGAGCGACAGGGCUAUCAGCGCGAGAAACAGACGUUCAAGGCGAAGAUUUCCGUCCUCGAACGGACACUCAAGAACAAGGUUUCGUUUUUUUUAUGCACCCCUCUUCGCAUUUUCAAAUCAGUUUUCCUAGCGGGUCGAAACGAAUAAAUGAAUAAUUAUUGUCAUUAAGGUGGCCGAGGAGGUCGACAAAAAGUACAAGAAUCAGAUGGCCGCCUCCCGCGAACAGCUCCAAUUCUACCGCGGAAAAGUGCUGGAACUCGCGAAGCAGUUGCAGAUCGAGACGGAACAGGGCGACGACGAGGAGGCCGACCCGGCGAUCAUGCCGUGGAGAAAGUGCGAGAAGUGUGAGGCGGUCUUCGAGGAACAGGGAAAGAGAGUCCCGCGUGUGUUGGGUAAGGGCUCUUUUCUUUCUUUUCUCGUUUUCAAGAGAACUACAAACCAAACUAAUCAUCCCCACGUGAAACUUUCGCGCAAACUGUUUUUUGCAGCCUGUGGCCACACGCUGUGCGACGGUUGCGUUUCGAGCGUCAAGAAAGCCAAAAAGAUCACGUGCCCGUUCGAUCACACGGAGCACCCGGUCACGGAGCUGCCCGUCAACAAACUGGUCCUUCACAUGUGA